Molecule: messenger RNA, 1226 nt
Organism: Menidia menidia (Atlantic silverside)
Lineage: Eukaryota; Metazoa; Chordata; Actinopteri; Atheriniformes; Atherinopsidae
Source: the annotation of a GenBank genome assembly
GCACAUCUAAAGCUGGAUCUGAUUGGUCGCGUCUGAUCUGGGAAGCGGUCCCCGGGCCAAUCCGGAUCAUUUGGAGUCUAAUCCUCGCUGGAUGAAAGGGUACAAAAAGCCACCUGGACCGCGCAGGAGGGAGACUGGAUUUUCCUGUCGACUCUUCUCUGUUCCGGUGUCUGCUCAGCUCCGCCGACCACCAUGCCCACUGACGCCCAGAGCGACGCCCGCUCCUUCCUGACCGAGGAGAUGAUACAAGAGUUCAAAGCCGCCUUCGACAUGUUCGACACAGACGGAGGCGGAGACAUCAGCACCAAGGAGCUGGGCACCGUGAUGAGGAUGCUGGGCCAGAACCCAUCGAGAGAGGAGCUGGACGCCAUCAUUGAGGAAGUCGAUGAAGACGGCAGCGGCACCAUCGACUUUGAGGAGUUCUUGGUCAUGAUGGUGCAGCAGCUAAAGGAGGACCAGGCCGGGAAGAGCGAAGAGGAGCUUUCGGAGUGCUUCCGCAUUUUUGACAAGAACGGUGACGGCUUUGUCGACCGGGAGGAAUUUGGAGAAAUCCUCCACCUCACUGGGGAGCCAGUCACCGAGGAGGAUAUCGACGAAAUGUUUGGGGAAUCAGACAAUAACAAGGACGGAAAAAUCGAUUUUGAUGAGUUCCUGAAGAUGAUGGAGAACGUCCAGUGAUGAGUCCAGCUCUGGAUUCCGCGAUGACCUUCUUUUGGAGGGAAUAAAAGUGAAGUGUGCAAAGGGGAAACUCUAAAGCGCUGAAUAAUGGGCCACAAAUUUGAAUUUGUAGCAACUGCAAAGUAAAAAUGUGCACAGAUUAAACACAUCUAGCUCCAUUUAUCCCCCCCCUCACCACCUCACAUGAAACUUAGAGGGCCUGUUGAGCAUGUUGUCUAUAAAUAUCCAUUCAAACCUUUUAAGACGAAGGCGCUUUUCCCCAGGCCACCUCCUUGAGCUGAGCACCCAGACCCAGCUGUCUCCUUGGCAGCUGCUGUUUUGCCAGAAAUGUCCCACCGACUGGGCUCAAACCCCUCCCUCUUCAUACCCCGCCUUACAACUGAGUGUCUUGUCCACCCUGAUCUGUGCUUUUGGAAUAAACCAAAGUUGUUCUUCUGCUCAUUGCUUGCCUCUGCUCUUUAUUCUGACCGUGUCCGCUGCGCUUCUGGCCUCCCUGGAUCCGUUAGAUAACCAGUCUGUCUGGCUUUUCAACUCUCAGACUCGUGCCC